AUGACCACCUCCUCCGAGGACGUGAAGAUGUCGAUCGACUUUGUGCGGGUGAAGAAAGCGGACGGGACGCUGUACCUGAUGAAUGAGCGCAUCGCCUGGAUGCCCAACGGCAAGAACACCUUCACCAUCUCGCACAACUACGCCGACAUCAAGACGCAGAAGAUCAGCCCCGAGGGCAAGCCGAAGAUUCAGCUGCAGGUGGUGCUGGCGGACCGCAGCGACACCUUCCACUUCGUCAACCCAAAUGGGACGGAGCGGCAGCUGGAGGACCGGAACCGGGUGAAGGAGUGCCUGCAGACGACGCUGCCGCUCUUCCGGCGGAAGGUCAGCCAGGAGAUGGAGCAGAAGGCGCGGCUGCUGCUGGACAACGCCAACCUCUUUGAGCUGUACAAGGAGCUGGUGACGACGGGGGUGAUCACGCCGGAGGACUUCUGGGAGCACUACGCGACGCGGGUGAAGCUCAACUCGAGGGCGGCGGCGGACAAUCGAAGUGAGAAGGUCGGCGUCAGCAGCGCCUUCCUCGCCGAUGUGAAGCCGCAGGCGGACGGGAUGAAUGGCAUUCAGUACAACAUCAACAGCGAGAUCAUCGAGGCGAUCUUCCAGACCUACCCCGCCGUCAAGCGAAAGCACUUUGAGUGCGUGCCGCACAAGCUGACGGAGGCGGAAUUUUGGCAGCGCUUCUUCCAGUCGCACUACUUUCACCGCGACCGCAUCAGCUCGCUGAAGGACUUCUUCAACGACUGCGCCCGCCAGGACGAGGCGGACAUCAGGCAGGCCAUCAAGCGGGGCAUCACCGAUCCCUUCUUCGACCUGCGCGUCUUUGACGACCAGGUCGAGCCGACGCUGGAGAAUGUGCUCGGCGGUAAUGGAGCGACUACCGAAGCUCCCGGCGCCUCAAAAGCCACCGAGCUGUCGGCGAACCAGGCGCUCAUUCGCCGCUUCAACUUUCACUCCAUCAUGGUCCUGGACGCCUGUCGCAGCGACGAGGAGCGCGCCUCGCUGAUGGGCGUCGUGCCCAGUGCCGGGGAGAAGCGGGCGAAGAAGGCGGCGGCGGCGGCGGCGGCGGCGGCGGCGGCGGCUGCUGCAGCAACGGCUACAGCGACGGCGGAAACAGCUUCCACAACAGCAACAUCAGCAACCACCACCACCACCACCGCCACCGAGCCUUCUGCCGCCGAGCUGGAGCUCGAUGAGCAGCUGGAGCGGGAGCGCCAGGAGGCGAAGCGGCGGCGCCUGGCCGAGGCCACCGAGUACGACGACCUGGCGGGGAAGAAGCCGGCCGUCGGGGCGACCAUUGACGACUUUGACGAGGGCGUCCGGCCGCCGGCGUUGAAGGUGGCCAGCAACUCGGCGGCGGCCGCGCGGUACAUGUACGGGCCGACGCCGUCGAUGCAGGAGCAGGACUCGUACGACUACGCCCACGCCAACGGCAACGCGGCGCAGGCGAGCCAGGCGAGCGCCGUCUUUGCCCAGCUGAAGCAGACCGUCGACGGCUGGCGGCCCUUCACCGUCUCCGCCGCCAACAAGCGACCGAUCCUCGAGUCGCAGCACGCCAUCGCCGCCCUCAGCGACCUCUCCCCGGGCGGCUCGCUGAUGAAGGACGCCACGCGCCUCCUCACCUCCGCCAACCUCAAGGACGAGCUGCCGAAGGACAUUCUGGCGGAGCUGCGGCACCUGACCCGCGCCCUCGACGAGCUGCUCUACCACUUCUGGUCCUGCGUCCCCUUCAGCAACGCCGCCCAGGAGAAGAAGUUUGUGGAGAUGAAGGAGACGCUGGAUCGGUUCGAGUACACGAAGGUGCAGCCGCUGCAUGAGCGUCUCUCGCGGGAGUUUCAUCGGGAUCUAACGAGCCACCUGAAGAGCAAGCUGCACGCCGCCGAGGUGCGCUUCAACUCCUGGAACACGAAGAAGCAGUUUCAGAGUCGCUGA
This is a messenger RNA of Rhagoletis zephyria (snowberry fruit fly), 1929 nucleotides long. The record is from RefSeq and is a predicted model, not a curated record. NCBI's taxonomy places the organism in Eukaryota, Metazoa, Arthropoda, Insecta, Diptera, Tephritidae.